AUGGCUCCCAAGAAGGCAGCAGCGAAGAGAGGCGCGGAGCUGUUACCUGAAACUGCUGAGCCCAAGGCCAAGGCUGCCAAGGCUGCCGCCAAGACUCCGAAAGCUAAUGGCAGCCAAGACCCGGCACUCAUGGCCAACUUGGCUUCUGGCAGCCCGGGGGUGUCUUCACAGGCGCUUUGCCUGAAUGGUGGAGUUUGGGCAAAACAUGCAGAGAAUGUCCGACGUUUCAAAGAGCAGGCAGUGAGUGAAGAUGCUGUGCAGCUCCGCCCCAACACGCACAGCUUUGGCCAGCCCUUUGAUGAAAAGGCUGCUCUGGAAAGCCUCAAGCGUGAAGGCAAGUACCUUUGCAUCAUGAAUGCUUUGUGGCUUGACCAGAGCUGGUCUGCCACGCCGCAGAUACCAAUCAGUCAAGGCGCCAUUGACCAAGUGAAGUCCCAUUGGUUUUCUACACCGAAUGGUUUGGACCAGCAGCAAGUCACUGUGGGCUUCUUGCGGCGAGAGGUGGACUCAAAGACUGUGCCAGGCUUUGGCACUUGGAAGCGUCUCAGUGCUGAAGAGUCCAUCAUUGCCUUCUUCGAAGCAGCUGCCGCCGAAGCGCAGAAAGUGGAAGCAGGUGCAGUGGGUGAUCAGUUGCAGGAAUGGCUAGGUCAUUGUUUAUCCUGCCCAGUGUUGAUCAGGGUUGUAGCUGACUCGCAAGAGAUGGAGUGGGUGGCCCAGCAGCUGAGGGAGGAUCAGACCCAACUGUCCUUCCUCGCCCGCACACCCACACGGAGGGUGUUUGACGUCAUGCAGAAGAGAGAGGCGAUGGGCGUGGCUUACACGCCAGAGGCGCUUCUGCAGUUGUAUGACGAGAAGCUCAAGUUCAGAUUUCUGGGCCAUUCUUCCAUGGUCAUGGACCGUGCUUUGCGGCAUGACGCAAUUCUGCAGGUGAUCCUGGCGGAAGAAGCUUGUGGCAAGAGCCUUUGGGAUUCUGUCAGCAAGUUGCACGCCAUGGUCUCCAAGUCUACCCGCUUUGAAGAAGUUGCUUGGCUUUUCACGCACAUGCACGAUUCCAAACUGGCUGGCCUUCUUGAAGGAGAAGUGUCUGUGCGGCAGUUGACGGGCCAGGGUGCUACAGGUGGCAAAGGUCUGUGCGAUCUGGUCUUAUACAAGAUGAGGCUCAGAGACUACUUCAUCAGCGACUUCUUGCUUUCAACUGAAGCCAAAGAGAUGCCUGAGAAAUACCGCCAAGCUCUCAAAGACCUCUUUGCUUCCCACGAAGCCUUCCGAAGAAAGGUCGGUUUCCCGGACAGCCCGGCGGACCUCUCAUGGAAAGCUGGGUGGUCACGCUCUGCUGAUCACGUUAUGCAACUGAUUCAGGAGUCAGUCUUUGGCACGGUCUUUGACGACAAUCUCAAAGCAGCUGUGGUGGCAGGUAAAGCUCCCCUGGAUGCCUUGACCAUGGAUACCAAAUUGGGUGAGUGCUAUAAAGAAUUCCAGCAGCUCUUGCGGCAAGAGCUGGAUGAGGCCAGGGCAGAAGCAUCUGCAGCAGCCCGAGCUGAAGCCCAGCAAGGCACAACUCAAGACCCGGAGGCCCAGGAGGGUUUGCCAGUCAGAAGUGCUGCUUUCAAGGCAUUCCUGGGGGAUGUGCAGGCCAAAAUCGGGGAGAUCAAGAAUGAAGAGACUCUGGCGCAGAUUCAGUACUUCGAGGACAAAGCUCGCAACCUCAUGGCUUCCAACGUCCAGCUCUUUGUCUUCCAACCGUCAGAGAAUGAGUUGUGCGCGUACUUUGACAAAGCAGCUGCUUGCCAAGUCAGAGGUGGUGGUAAUCAGUGGGUGGGAAUCUUGCUGGAUCCUGCUCAGUGGGGUGAAGCUGUGACGAACCCACACAUUCGUGUUUGCCCGUUGAACCAGCAGUACUUGAAGACCUUCUUGGCGUCAGUGGUCAAGUCCAGGGACAAGCAGCAGCUGACCUUGCACCAUCGCGACCUCUUUAUCUACUUUGAUUCGUUCUUGCCUGGCAAUUUGAACAAAGUGCUAGGUUCUUUCCAGACUCCAGCCGGAGAUGCCUUGAACAAAAACUCCUUCGGUGUCUUCAUCUCCUAUGAUGAGGAAAGUCUCAAGCAACGCCGGCAGUACAUCAAAGCAAACUCAACGACUUUUCAGCAAGUUGAGCUAAUGACGCUGGUGACUGCUGAGAAUUUUGGAGACGCCAUGACCAAAACAAACCGCAAGAUCUACAAGGGGACCAACUUCGGGAACAAGAUCGGAGACGUGUUGUUGGAGAGCCCCAAAUUGCUUUGGUCUAUGGCUUUGAAGGACAAAAUCACUUUGUUUGGCAAGUACCGGGUGUCCGUUGGUGGUCGCACCACCGGGGAAGCAGAGAGCCAUCGUGGAGUCAGCAACCGCAAGCUCAACACUGAAGAGCCCGUGUUUUGGCAUAGCCGUCCUUUGAGCCUUUGCCUUGAGCUUUUGGCCAGUUACAACCUGGCUGCCGUGGUGGACGCUGGAGCUGGCGAUGGGAACAUGGCCCUGGCGUGCGCUUUGAGUCGCAUGCCUUACUGCGGUCUCUGCCUCACUGAAGAUCAUUUGACCCAGGUCCAAGACCGCAUUGUCACUGAGAUCAUGCUGCGCAUGCUCUCUUCUUCCGAAAGCGUGUUCGAACCCAAGUUGGCUGCAAGUUUGGGAGGAGAUCGCGCUGGCCGGUCGUCUCAGCCAAGCGGUGCAAGGACGGCAGAGCAGCAAGGCGUCAGCCAUCCAGCCUCUAGCGGAACGACUGGCAACCCACCCAAUACCAGUGGCAAUGACAGUGGCACAGCAGCGUCUGUGCUGAAUGAGUUCAGGGCUCAGUUGGCGAGCCUCCAGCAGCAAGGCCAGUGA
Cladocopium goreaui is the source of this 2859-nucleotide messenger RNA. NCBI's taxonomy places the organism in Eukaryota, Dinophyceae, Suessiales, Symbiodiniaceae. The record is from the annotation of a GenBank genome assembly.